CUUGUUUGAUGCCAAGACAUGUGACUGCCUUGCAAUCAAAGCAUCUCACUUGAUUCACAUUGACCUCUUUCAUGCAUCCUGCACCUACGUUCGAUCAACCUUUGUUUCCUUCAGUUUGAGUUGACGCACAGCUGGUCUGUAUAUUGUGUGAGUUGACAAGAUGGUUGCCAUUUUUGUUGUUCAUUCUGCAGUUGGUGAGAAUAGCGUCACCGAGCUACCAUUGCAUGGCGACUCCAGCAUUUGGUAUCUGCCUAAUGACCCAGAAGGUGGUCCGAUCGAGUUGAGUGCUGAAUCUGACGAAAAACACUCUCUGAUAUGCCUUGAGGUACAUUCAGAUGUUGUUCUGCUUCGUGUGUUCAAGCACGUCGAGUGUUUUGUGCUUGGCGACUCGGGCUCCAAGUUCCGCGUCCCUCACUCGACCUCAGGGCAUCUCAAAUCGGUAUUGCUCCGCAGUGACACACAAUUCCUGACCUCAACGCAACAUAGGUGGGCAGUGUUCUGGGACGACGAAAGUGGCAGCAAAUCAAACUCAAUGAGACCGCCUCCCCUACCUAUUGUCAACCUCGAGACCCCAUCCCAAGCACAGAUAAACCAAGACAUAAUGAAGCUCUUGGAUGAUGAGCAAAGCAACUGCACGCCCCCACCCCAAGACAGUUCCUCACAACACACCGCGUCCCCAACACCCCCACGACAUGGGCCUGAAUCACAAAGAGACAUAUCAAUGACAAGCAAUGACGCCAAAGGAUGCACGUCUGAGGAUGGAUUGGCCUCGAUAGGCAGCAUCCUCAAAACUGGACAGGCAGCCGACGAGAUUUGUCAAGAGACAGAAGUGGCCGCUGAGAGACCCAUUCCCAGCGUCCAAGCUGUACCGUCACCUCCUUCGUCAGAACUGGAGACUGCCGAGACAUCUUCCAACCUCGUCGAUGUGGGUCAUGCCCAUAGAGAUGCUGAAACUGCUGCCGAUGCCUGCCUAACCUAUGACACAUUGCCAACGCCCGUAUCCUUGACUUCCUCCAAUGAUGGUGACAGGACACAGGCAUCUAGUACAAUCCUCAAGAAGCGGAAGCUGGCAGAGAUAGAAUCAGACGAUGUCGAGAGUCAAAGCGAUCAGAAUGACGGAAAUCCUUCUCCAGUGGCAGAUUUCGCCAAUAGUAUUCAGUCUGAGGGUAGUGUGGAUGCUGAGCAACGCAAGAAAGGUCGUGGGUCAGCGAGGGGCCAACGAAAGUCGCCUCGCACGCCAAUCCACCCAAACGGUGAUAUCUCCAGCAGCUUUGCCACGACGGACCGAGGCUCACCCAAAAAGCGAAUGAGAAGGGUAUCUUCAGGUUCAUCCCUGGCAACUCAGGAUGCUUUCAAGCCAGUGGUCGUCUUCAGCGGGAACACGGUGGUAGAUCAGGACAAAACCGCUAUGGAAGCUUUCAAACACCUCGGAGGUCGUGUCACCAAAUCCAUCAAUGAGGCGAACAUCCUUUGCGUCCCAGACGGAUCACUGAAGAAGACAAGCAAGUUGAUCAUGGCGGUAGCCAGAGGCAUUGAUAUCGUUACAGAGAGCUGGGUUGUUGAGACACAGCGUUCAGGAUCUUUUCCGGCGGUGGAGGACUUCCUGCCCCAAGAUCCGUCACGAGAACAACUGUGGAAUUUUGACCUCAAGCAAGCACUCCAAAGAGGCAAGGCCGGCCUUACCCAUCUUUUGUCCGGAACGACCGUCAUCUUUUCAAAGCAGGUCAGAACAGACCUUGGGAACCUGGAACGAGAAAUGUCACAAAUCGCGACAAUGUUGGGGGCAGAUGCAGUGAGAAAUCGACUUCCGGCCCUUAAAGACAAAGGGAAGUACAGUGAGAACGACCUGUUGAUCAUCGGUACACCUAAUGAUCCUCAAGGUGCACUUAUCGGACGAUUAGGCAAGAAGUUGUUCAACAAGGACAUCUUGACGAUGGCUGUAUUAAGAGGUGAGAUUGAGCGGGAUUCUUCGGAAUUCCUAGUCGACAUUCCGAUCAAGGAUGAGGAGGAGUAAUUCGAUGACAAGGAGGAGGCGGAUAUGACAUACCACGGAGUGCACGCCGGUACACCGACCUUUAGCUGGCCACAGCGACGUGCGGGAAUGUCCUGGUUCAUCAGAAAUGCAGGUGAAAGGUUAUGGCUUAUGAGUGAGUCAAUAUAAUGAUGACGUCCAGCGGUCUUGGGCAGAAAAAUGAUCGAGUCGAUGGAUUUUAACUGACCCUUUUGCUAUCUCGGGCGCAAGGGGAGAUAGGGAGCUUACAGAUUUGAAAAGCCUAUUUUAUAUGUAAGGAUCAGCCAAAGCACAAUACGACCCG
This is a messenger RNA of Exophiala viscosa, 2315 nucleotides long. RefSeq lists its product as uncharacterized. NCBI's taxonomy places the organism in Eukaryota, Fungi, Ascomycota, Eurotiomycetes, Chaetothyriales, Herpotrichiellaceae. Bases 161 to 2014 code for a protein of 617 amino acids. The transcript is spliced from 2 exons. The record is from RefSeq and is a predicted model, not a curated record.